CGACCGGUGGCCUUGGAGCGCGCUGGCGCGGUUUUUAUUUCGUUUCUAGCUCGCUCUCUCUCUUUCUCUCGCACGCUCCGACCUGCCUGCCGGAGCCGGUCACCCGCCCACCCUCUCUUUUCAAUGCGUGUAUAUAAAUGUUCUUUGUUCGGCCGUUCACGAUUUCUAGAGAUGAGGUUGGCAAUGCCGGUUACCGGUAGCUAAACCAUGGUCGGAGGGGCCGGCCGCGCCAUUGGGUUUUUAUAAAACGGGUGGUGGGGGCCGCCGUAACAUCCGUCGUCACCGUCGUCGUCGUCGUUCGGCUAGUGGCGGGCAACACGCAGGUCUGCCUCGUUAUUUUUCUCCUUCUCUCCGCCUUUUCCACCGCAGUUUUAACCGUCGGUCGCGCGUUUACAGUGAGAUAUAUACACACGCAUCCGUCGCGUUCCCUUUGUUUUUUUUUCUUAUUCUCGUGUUGUGUGGUGCACCAUUAUAUAUAUAUUCUUUUUCGCCCCGCUACACACUCGUUACGUACGUAACCGAAUAUAUACAUACACGCACACGCUGUACACGUAACGUGUGUGCGCCGCGUUCGUACCAUCAUCACAACACAUACACGCAUCGAUACGCGCGUGUACGUUAUAUAUAUAUACAUACGUCCGUACGUAAACUAAACACCGCCGCCGACCGUACACACGCGAUCACAGUGCUGCAGUGUACGUGCGUGUGCGCGUGACGUCUGGUGUCCGAUCGUAUCGUGAGAAAAGCGUAGUGCACUCGCAGUCCGGCGGCAUGUCCGAAAACCGCGCGGGCAACAAUGUUGGCUGGGGCAACCGGGACGACCACGCGGCCGCUGCCGCCAACCUAUGGUGGGGCAACAGCCAGGAUCAGCAGCAGCAGCAACAGCACAUGCAGCAGCAGCAGCAGCAACAGCAGCAACAACAGCAACAGCAGCAGCAGCAUUUACUGAACCAGCACCAUCAGCAGCAACUAGCCGCCGUGGCGGCUGCCGCUCAGCAGCAGCAGCAGCAGGCGGCCGCCGCGGUGUCCGCGGCCCAACAGUUCUAUAAGAUGGCGUCCACGUUCAGCCAUCAGCAGCACCAACAGCUGCAGCAGCAGCAACAGCAACAGCAGCUCGGUAACUCCGGCGUGUCGACCAGUAACAGCAACGUGUCGACGACGGUGACCAGCAGCUCCAGAAAUCCAAUGGCCAACUACGCGGACAGUUACGGUAUUGCGGCGGCCGCAGCUGCACAAUGGUGGUCGUAUCCGGGAGCCAUGGACAACAAUAUUCAAAACGUACACAACGUACCGUCGCCAAACUCGAUCAUGGUAAUUCGUGUUAAAUAUCUGUGCGUGUGUGCGGGCGCGUGUGAAUGUGAUAACAACCACGACGCGGUACACACAUACUCGAUGUAGUAUUAGGUUAAUCGUAUGUUUUAACCAUUUUGAGCUUCGAACAGUUGUAUUUUAUGAUUUUUCAUACCGAUAUGAUAUGUUUGAGUUGAUGCACAAGUGUUUUUUCACGCCAUUCUCGUGUCCGUUUCCGGUCGGAGUUUGGCGUUCGUCGAUAAUCGGUGAGCGUUGUUGCCGUGUACUCUGCUGCGGCGGCUACUGCAUGGGUACUUGCUCUCCGGCCGGCCGGCCGUCGGUCCGUUUUUUUAUCAUUAUUAUUUUAUAUUUUAAUUAGCGCGCCAGUGUUAUGAUAUUAUAUCCCAGCAAACUCGUUAUUCUAAUCAUCGUCAACCGCGUGACGCGCGCGCUUCCGAGAUGGAGGGCUCACCUCCACCACACCACCUUAUCAUACUUUUUGUUGUGUGUAUCCGUUUUCAUUCACGUGUCUUUUUCGAUCUCCGUUUUGCGUCGUUGCCUAUGUGGUUUUGUCAAGAUCCGAUUUUUUUCCGUUUUCUCUAUUUUCCACAUAAUACAAUACCACCAGUAGAUCGUUUACGAAACCAUCUCUUGAUCCGCGUUGAACAUUUUGCUGGCCAGUUGUACAAUGUUUUCGUUCUUGUUUUUCGCGCGCUCCUUUGUCCGUAAUCGGUGGCGCGCGCGCUUUAAUGUUUCGUGGUCUGUUUGGUUUUCAUCGCGAUAUUAAUAAAUACUAUCUCGUGAGAAUCAGCAAAACAUUGUACACAUUUUUCGUUGCAAUUCCAACAGAUAAAUAAAUUUGUCAUUGAGUAGAUAAAUAGAAAGUUAUGUGGCCUUAGAACAACACUGUUACUCACGUAUUUAUAAUAAAACUGGGUUCUUGCAUUGGAAAUGAAAUUGAUAUAUGUAGAGUGUGGUCAACACUUCAAAUACAGUUUUAGUUUUUUUUUUUUUAUUGAUCACCUAUAAAGAGAUAAAAAACCAGUAAAAAUUAUAGUUUUUUUUCGAUGACCUAGCGAAGAACCCUGGAAUUUUUGUUCAAUAAAAUCUUGGAAUUUCUACAGCAUACGAAUUAUACUCGGAAGCAGUAAUAGGUAGAAGUGAUUUCAUUCUAAAUGCGAGUAUUCUAAUUUUUCCAAGAAAAUAACGUUGCGUCUUU
This is a messenger RNA of Sipha flava (yellow sugarcane aphid), 2509 nucleotides long. Its product is annotated as myb-like protein Q. Lineage: Eukaryota; Metazoa; Arthropoda; Insecta; Hemiptera; Aphididae. The transcript has a single exon. The record is from RefSeq and is a predicted model, not a curated record. The coding region runs from base 772 to 1398 and encodes 208 amino acids.